This is a messenger RNA of Phyllostomus hastatus (greater spear-nosed bat), 734 nucleotides long. RefSeq names its product glycosylphosphatidylinositol anchored high density lipoprotein binding protein 1 (gene GPIHBP1). Lineage: Eukaryota; Metazoa; Chordata; Mammalia; Chiroptera; Phyllostomidae. Gene Ontology annotation, molecular function: acetylcholine receptor inhibitor activity. The record is from RefSeq and is a predicted model, not a curated record. The coding region runs from base 38 to 586 and encodes 182 amino acids. The transcript has 5 exons.
UGUUCCCAGCGGCCAGAAAGGCCCGCACCCCGGCAGGAUGAAGGCGCUCAUGGCCGCUCUGCUGGCCCUGCUGCUGUGCAGACAGCCAGGUGCCCCCGCGCAGCCGGGGCGAGGACAGGCACAGGACGACCUGGACCACACAGAGGAGGACGAGGACGAGGACGAGCAGGGGGACGAGGAGGAGGACGAGGACGAGGACGAGGAGGCCGGCGCGCCUGCGGGCAGCAGAGGAGGAGGGCUGCAGUGCUACGCCUGCCAGAGCCUGCCCCAGCAGGAGCACUGCCACCAGACGCACAGCUGCCACCCAGACAAGCCCUUCUGCAACACCAUCAUCUCCGAAGGGGACACAGGAUCCGGUCCUCUGACCAGUUACUCGGGGUGGUGCUCGGCCGAGUGCAAGCCCAUCACCAGGAUGACAGGCGGGACCCUGAUAACCAUGACCUGCUGCCAGACCAACCUGUGCAACACCCCGCCCUGGCAGAGCCAGCCUGGCACUGGGGCGGGGGGCCCCCAGGGCAGCUCCGAAACUGUGGCCACUGCCCUCCUGCUCAGCCUCCUCCCUGGCCUCGGGGCUAUGGGGUCCUGAGCUCGGCGGCUCCCCUCCACCCCAGCCUGGCUCGUCCCCGGGGCCAGGGCCGCAUCCGAGGCUGUGCCCCGCUCUCCCCACCCCACCCCACCCCACCCCACCCACCCGCUUUGGAGAAUAAACUCGGACAGCCGGCCCCCGCCCCUCC